Molecule: messenger RNA, 2116 nt
Organism: Daldinia caldariorum
Lineage: Eukaryota; Fungi; Ascomycota; Sordariomycetes; Xylariales; Hypoxylaceae
Exons: 6
Coding region: 607-1797 (396 amino acids)
Source: RefSeq, a predicted model, not a curated record
AUUAUAGCCUUUGCUACGCCUAGGUAUACUACCACCUAAGAUGUGAUACAAAUGGUGAAAUACUUGUCAUAUUAGGUAGCAAUUAUGAAAUAUAAGUCCACAUUAAUUUAUUAGUAACCUCCUUUAACUUACGCAAAUACCCCUGAGUGCUACCCAACUGUUACAACGUAUCUCACUUACCUAACAUAAGGACCGGACUAUUUUUAGCCCCUAUAUCAAAAAGUUCGUCGCAAAUGUUUCGUCCAAUGGUUUGUCCAAAACACCAUCAUCAGCCUUCAAUAUAGGGAACAGGGAACAUAGGUAAGCACUAAUAAUAUCACGCAGUAGCAGUGUAACAUCGUCAAGGCCUAUAUUCCUUUCGCCGAUCCGUUCGAUGCGGGCGUCGCGUCCCCUCGCAAUGGAACUUAUCUAGAGUUAUCGGAAACAAAAACACAAUGUCGUCGUGGGUGUGAGCCCUUGCAAAGUGAGGAGAGAGGAAAUCUACUGGAAAUAACUCGAAUCCGGUUCAUCAUCUUUCCACAAAUUUAACUGUCGAAUCUCCAUCGUCGCGAACCUACCUGGUACCUAACGUCUUGGCAUUGAAAAAAUAAGCCGGGUAGGGCUGAAAUGUCUUACUUCUCGUCCUUUGUCGAGCGCGCAUCACCUUCGGGAAACUUCAACGGAACGCCGCCCGACCACCUGCCUGCCGAAAAUGGCCUGCAUAUAUGGCGCGCUGCGGUCAUCAUGCCGUUCUUCACCUUUGCCUUCGUCGCUUUGAGGUUCUAUACCCGGACCUAUCUGCUAAGGACUAGGAAGUAUACCAUCGACGACUAUAUCGUGAUGCUGAGCAUGCUCGUCUGCAUCGCCCACGCCGUACUCAUGGCUAUCGCAACAUACAACGGCAUGGGCCUGCACGCAUGGCAGUACGACGAGGAGCUCAACUCGCGGUACUAUCUCUGGAUCGGCAUCACGUCCGAGUUCUACGUCCUCGGCCUGAUGGGUUUCAAGAGCGCCCUUCUGCUGCUCUACGUCCAGCUCUUCGGCGUGUACGCGAAGUUCAGGUUGGCGUGCUAUACCACCCUGUUCUUCUGCAUGGGCUAUCUGUUCUGCAACCUGACGACCGAGUUCCUCGGCUGCCACCCUAUCAAGAAGAAGUGGGAACCGGACCUGCCGGGACACUGCAUUAAUAGCAUUGCGACGGCCACGUUCUACGGCGCUUGCAAUAUGGCGAGCGAUCUGGUCAUCGCUAUCUUGCCCCUUACCAUGAUAUGGAAAUUGCAAGUGGCGACGAAGUUGCAAAAAGUCGGUCUCAGCCUUGUCCUGAGUAGCGGGUUUGCUGCCUGGGCAGUGGCUGUCGCUCGUUGGGGCAUUGCCACAUAUGAUUUGGUGGGAACCGAAGAUAGGACGUGGUGGGCCGGCGUCAGCUUCACCCUGAGCAUACUGGAGAUCAACACGGGUCUCAUCUGCGCCUGCGUGGCUACCUUGAGCCCGCUCUGGAAACUAGCAUACGCGCAGGUCAAGGACUGGACCGGCUGGACCGGCCCCUGUAGCAGCAAAGAAGCGACUUGGCCGUCUUUCGUACGGAAACCCCCGUACAGCCACUCCUCCGAAGAAACGAGAAGACCGAGCGGGCCGUAUCCAAACCGUGCCGUCGGCGGACACGGACUCCCUGCCGGCCGAGAGAGUCGCGUGUUGGCGUAUAACGGCUCGACGCUUACUUCUCAUUACGAAGACGAAUAUGGGCUGCUGGACGCUUCGGGCUGGCAUCCCCACGGUAUAAGAGAUGACGGGUCUCAAAGGAGCACGGAGGGUGUAUGAGAUAUGUGUAUUUUGUAUUGGAGUAUUCUCGUUGCUGUGUUUUAUUGUAUUAUGGCGGGCGCAUAUUAUACCCUCGGUAGCAAAUGAAGAAUUGUUUUGAGUUGAAUUAAGUCAUCGCUUCUCCUUGUCUAGCUGUUUUGACAACGACUACUACCGUUCCUCGACAUAUAACACAGACUAGCCCCCCAACCUUACGCAAGUCGUCUCUGUAAGGAGGAACUAGGCAGUCUUUUAUCUCAUUCAUCAUGGGUCAACUAUCUUCAUCACGAUUGAAAAUUGGAGGCUCGCGUAUCUUAUUAUGUUACAUACGAGAGCCGGA